Messenger RNA from Patella vulgata (common limpet), 2534 nucleotides. Its product is annotated as disintegrin and metalloproteinase domain-containing protein unc-71. The record is from RefSeq and is a predicted model, not a curated record. Gene Ontology annotation, molecular function: metalloendopeptidase activity. Gene Ontology annotation, biological process: membrane protein ectodomain proteolysis. The coding region runs from base 111 to 2534 and encodes 807 amino acids. NCBI's taxonomy places the organism in Eukaryota, Metazoa, Mollusca, Gastropoda, Patellidae. The transcript is spliced from 25 exons.
UAGCUUUGUUUGUAAGUUGUAUUCAGAGAAACCGUUAGGUCGAGAUGCGGUGGCUCUUAUGAUUGUUAUUGUUGUGAAAAUGACUUAGAUUUAGCUAAUUUCAACUGAAAAUGGAUUAUAAUUUUGGAGUAUUUGUCUUGUGGAUGCUGUUGAUUCAAAGUGUGAGCCUUAGAGCCAGGCGAAUAGAGAGAAAUGUAGAGAAUGUGAUGUUAAGAGAGGACUUCAAUAAAAAUUUAUUAAAGAAUAUACCUCGUCCGUAUCAAACAGUUAUACCAGAACAGAUACGACGAAAUAAACUUACAUCUAUAUCUACACAAGAACAUCGAAUACGACAUCAUGGAACUCAUGAACAUUAUGAACAUGUUACAAUACAAAUAAAACUUGAUGGUAGAAAAUAUAAGAUUAAACUAGAAAGAAAUAAAGAUCUGUUAUCAUCAGGGAUUAUGAUCAAACAUUAUAUGGCACCACAACAACAAGUUAUAUCAAAGACUGUUGAACAUUGUUUUUAUCAUGGUUAUGUUAAGAGAGAUGAAUGGUCCAGUGUUGCUGUUAGUACUUGUAAUGGUAUCAGAGGAGUUAUACAAAUGCACAACGAAUCAUUUAUCAUACAACCUUUAGCUGGUGAUGAAGGGAUGCAGCAUCCACAUGUUGUUUAUAGAGCUACUGUUUCUCCUGAAGAAAGAUGUGGAAACAGUGUUGGUCAAUGGCUGCCAUUCCACGAACUUCAUGUUGGAGAAUUUAUCAAAAAAUUAAAACGUUUUAGAGCAGAAAGUUUACAGGGAGAAAUAAAAGAACGUACAGAACCACAGAUUAUUAAAUUAGCUCUUGUCUUAGAUAAAGCUGUGUAUCUUGGGUUGAAUUUUUCCCAUGUAGAAAUGACAAGAUAUGCUAUAGAAAUAGUCAAUAUAGUUGAUUUGUAUUAUAAAGACUUGAAUAUCCAAUUUUCAUUAACCUUUUUGGAAUAUUGGAAUGUAGCUGAUCAAUUUAUUGUUAGUCCCAAGUUACGAGAACUUUUGGAAAAAUUCCUCAUCUUUAAAAACAAAGCAUUACAGGGUAUAGAUUUUGACAUGGCGUAUUUCAUAACUGGAACCGAGUUAGAAGAUAAGUCUAUAGGAUUAGCUAUACCAGAUUCAUUGUGUACAGAUAGAGCUGUAGGUGUUUGUCAGAGUCCCAAACCAUUUCAACCUCAACAGACGGCUACAAUUUUAGCACAUAUGAUUGGUCAUAAUCUGGGAAUUAAACAUGAUGAAGAUACUCACUGGAGAAGAUUAUAUCAUGAAGGUGGGUGUGAAUGUAAUGAUGAUUUUGGUUGUAUUAUGUCUGAACAAGUCUUAGGAGCUGGUGGAUAUCAUUCUAGACAGUUUUCAAGUUGUAGUAAAUCUGAUCUCAAUAAUACAUUAAAUAUGAACAUUACAUCAUGUUUAACACAAUCUAGACAACAAGUACAGAUUAACUUUCCCCAGUCAUGUGGUAAUAAAAUAGUAGAAAGAGGAGAAGAAUGUGAUUGUGGAUCGGAUGAGGAUUGUUUAAAGACUGAUCCUUGUUGUGAUCCUGAUACAUGUUUAUUACGAUUCUGGGCUCAGUGCAGAUCAGGACAGUGUUGUCAAAACUGUACAGUUUUACCACGUAACACCAUGUGUAGAGAUAAACAAACAGAUUGUGAUGUACCAGAAGUCUGUGAUGGAUUACGUGGAGAGUGUCCUAGUAAUAAUUAUUUACAAGAUGGUCAUCCAUGUAGGAAUAAUACAGGUUAUUGUUUAGGUGGUAUCUGUCCAUCAUCACAAGAACAAUGUCAACAUAUUUGGGGACCAGAAUCUCGAGGAGGUGAUGAUCAGUGUUUUGAAAGAUUUAAUCCUACUGGUAAUUUUAAUGGACAUUGUGGUAAAGACGAAGCUACAGGAACAUAUGCUAAAUGUUCAGCAGAGGAUAUGUUAUGUGGAUUAUUACAUUGUGAAUUUGGUAAUAAAGAACCAUUGAAUGGACCUGAUAAAGGUUUCUCUAAAACAACUGUUUAUUCCAAUGAUCAAGAGUAUGAAUGCAAGAGUGUACAUGGUCCGACUAUGAUGGACAUGCCUAAUAUGGGUCUGGUACAGGAUGGUACUAAAUGUGGUAAUAAUAAGAUCUGUGUAUCUGUACGAUGUGUUUCAACUGAUAAAUUUCCUCCACUCAGUUGUCCUAAUACAAAUCAAACUGUUAUAUGUUCAGGCAAUGGGCUAUGUACCAAAGAUAAUACAUGUUUCUGCCAUGAUGGUUGGUCUGGUCCAGAUUGUACUAUCAAAGUUAACAUAACUACCAAAGUUCACUUGACAACGACACCCGUUUCUAUAGUAACAUCUACAACAAAAACUGUAUUUGUUAUACCACCUGUACAAACUGAAAUUGACGAUAAUAAUAACGAGAAAAAAGAUCCAACUGAAAAACCUGUUUUAGCUGAAAUGCAAGGUUUAAGUACAAUGUGGUUGAUAAUUAUAUUAGCCUCUGUUAUAGGAGGUCUCAUUAUUAUAAUGAGCUGUACUUUAUUCUGUUAUAGGUAA